Molecule: messenger RNA, 531 nt
Organism: Phytophthora sojae
Lineage: Eukaryota; Oomycota; Peronosporomycetes; Peronosporales; Peronosporaceae
Exons: 1
Molecular function (GO): DNA binding
Source: RefSeq, a predicted model, not a curated record
AUGGCGAGCUCCGUGAACGUCUGCAGCUUCUUCUUCGAGCCCGUGCUCGACGCGGACGCGCCGCCGCCGCCUGAGCCCGCGCCCGAGGACCCGAACGCGCCCAAGAAGCGCGGCCGCAAGAAGCGCGCGCCUCUGGGGGGCGGCGCCAACCGCCACCUCUGCCGUCUGUGCCAAAACGUGUACACGCAGGCGGCCAGCACGGGCUACACGAACCUCUUGACGCACCUGCGCAUCAAGCACCCGACGUGGGAGGACAUGUUCCGCGCGCAGCAGCUGGAACCGGCUACUGUAACAAUAACCACCUCGGCGCCGACCAAUGCGGACGCGACCACGUCACCGGAAGCCACGUUAUCGGCAACUUCAACUACAAGUGUCCUCAAGGUGCGACAGACCGCGGGUCGCAAGCGCGGACCAGUUUACGAGCACUUUGAGGACGUCCCGGCGUCCCCCGGCACCAAGCACAAGAAGAUGCGCUGCCUGUACUGCCACGAGGACUCGCCGCAGAUCAGCGGACGUCUGAAGCUGCACUUG